This is a messenger RNA of Melanaphis sacchari, 1258 nucleotides long. RefSeq lists its product as uncharacterized. The transcript has 2 exons. The record is from RefSeq and is a predicted model, not a curated record. NCBI's taxonomy places the organism in Eukaryota, Metazoa, Arthropoda, Insecta, Hemiptera, Aphididae. Bases 191 to 916 code for a protein of 241 amino acids.
ACAAACAGACGGACCUCGAUCGUUUUCAGCUUAAAAUUACUACGUAUAACAGUACAUAAUGCGUAUAAAACAAAAUUGCAUUUAAGAACUUAUGUUUAUGUUUUUGCAAUCGAAAAUAAUACAUCGUCGUAUUAUACGUAUUCGUCGUCCUGGACUGCCACAUAAAUCAACGACAUAAAUCAACCAGAUAAUGUCGGGCACAGUACGUGAGUCUCCUUCAGAUUUUAGAAAUGGCGAUUUGAUAAGUCGUUUAUUAGCGGCCACGCCACCGUAUCAGACCAAUUCUACGUUUGUACCGCCGGGAUUAUAUUUUAGCGAAAUGCUGAAAAGAUUCGUACAAGCAAAAUCUUGUACACCCUUAUCCUUAAAUAAAAGAGGACGAAAACGGACCUGGAAGGAUAGUGGAAAGGCUGAACAAUUAUCUGAAACUAAGCAAAAGAAAAUGGAUUUCGUACCAAUACCACCACCUGCACAAACAGAACCACAAUUUCCAUUAUGGUACCCACCAUUUUAUCCACCUACUUACCCACCGGUCUAUUUUAAGACUCCAGAAGCGGAACCAUUAAACUUACAAAUACGUUCAGAUCCGCUAAAGCAGGAUAGACAUUAUUCUGCAUUCCGUGUACCCGAACCGUCAAAAGUGGAAGAACACGAAAAUAUUAACAAUAAACAAGGAACGAGUUAUUUGAUGGGAAACUUGACGAAAAUAUAUAAGCAAGUGGCACCAGAGGAAGAAAAAAUUAUUGAUGUGGAGGGUGAUGGUCCUGAAACAGCGCAACCCGAAGGUGGCGAAAAAAAGAAUUGUAAAGAUUUAACGGCUCUAAUUGGAUUAGAAUUAGUUGUAGAUUACGUCAAACACGGAAAUAAUAAAGACGGGCAAAACGAUCAAAAUGUGAAGUGUUGCCAAAACGCGUAGUUCAAAUGUUAUAUUAUCACCACUCUUUAAUCAAACAAAAAUUGUUAUGUACUUUCAGUGAAUAUUAUAUAUUUAUAUAUAUUAUGUGGUUUUAGCUCUUUAUGUACAUUAAUGAUGUUAAAAUUUAAUUUAGUUAUUCUUCAUUAGUAUCAAAUUAUAUUAUAGAAUAAUAAUUAAUAGUUUAGUUAGACGUAAAAACAUGAUAGGAGUACCUAUAUUAUACGUAUAUUUAUUGAGAAAAACAAAUUUUGAUAUUCUGGUCCUCAUUUAUUAUAACAAAAAAUGAUACAAUUUUAUUAACGAACAUCAUAGUUUAAGUGUGUUUAGGCAUUAAAUAUUAAU